Molecule: messenger RNA, 1181 nt
Organism: Mytilinidion resinicola
Lineage: Eukaryota; Fungi; Ascomycota; Dothideomycetes; Mytilinidiales; Mytilinidiaceae
Product: transcription initiation factor-like protein subunit
Exons: 6
Coding region: 172-855 (227 amino acids)
Biological process (GO): regulation of transcription by RNA polymerase II; chromatin remodeling
Cellular component (GO): Swr1 complex; NuA4 histone acetyltransferase complex
Molecular function (GO): histone binding
Source: RefSeq, a predicted model, not a curated record
UCUCUUUCUCCAUCGCGGACUCCCCCAGUUCAUCAUUCACCUCCGCCCAACCCCCUCCCACCCACUGUAGUUCACGCAGUCGCCGUAGCUCUCGCCCUCAACCCACGACACCCACUACCUCAUUACCGCUCCCACUAUCCCAAUUGCCAGAGCGCACUGCCAACCGCCACAAUGCCCGACAUCAAGCGCCAGGUCAAGCUCGUAACCACCCAGAGGGUGAUACAGGAAGAUUCGGGUGUGGAGGGCUUUCCCAUGCGCUCAUGGAGCAUCGAAGUUUGGCUGCUGGACGACCAAGGCCAUGAAGUCCCCGCGACCGUGUUUGAGAAGGCCACCUACAACCUGCAUCCUACAUUCGAGAGGCCUAAGCAGACUUUCAAGAAACCACCCUUCCGUAUCGACGAGAAGGGUUGGGGCGAAUUUGAUAUGCAAAUCGUCCUCACUACGAUUUCCAAGGGUGGUGAACAUACUCUGGACCACGACCUCAACUUCCAGAACGAACGCUAUGAGGCCAAACAUACGGUCACCUUCCGGAACCCGAAGCCGGAGCUCCUGGCCGCGCUGCGGGAGUCUGGCCCAGCUGGCGAUGAGAACGGCGUGAGAGGUCGGAAGGAUGACCCUAGAAAGAAGAGCCGGAAAGAGAAGAACGUCGACAUGGAGAAGUUGGCCGAUGGUCUUCAAAAGCUCAGCGAAGACGACUUGCUGCAGGUCGUCCAAAUGGUCCAUGACAACAAGUCCACCGAUACUUACACCAAGAACGACGUCGAGAACGGCGAAUUCCACGUCGACCUCUACACCCUUCCGGAUGCUCUCGUCAAGAUGCUGUGGGACUUCACAGCUUCGAAAACGGACCUAUAGACUUUGUCCAAACUCGAUCAGCUGCGAUACUCAUUCAGGAUACGGAUAUCUACAUCGACCAUGAACAGGGGUGUUUGGCGCGGAGCGUGUCUUUGCCUAUGAAGGGAGUGCUUUCGAUACCUUCAUUCAUGACAAUGCACUCGAACUUGGGCACUACAAUGGACUUCCGCUUGGGCAACAUACUAAGGUAGGCUGCUAGCUCUCUUUGGGGUUCAUAUUGGCUAUCUGGGUCGGUCUCCUUUUUCUUUUUCGUUCAUCAAUACUCCUGCUUGAAGCGCUGGAGUUUGGAAAUGGCUAAAAUGGGUCCCCCUCUACACCCACCCACG